AUGAAGCACGUCCAUCGUUUCAAGGCCCGUGUUCUCAAGCGAUCAGACUUGCCUAGUGGCUCCGCGCUUGAGACCCAGAGCCAGUCUGCUUCGGUUGCUUUACCGGGAUCAGCGGAACACCCCGCAGAAAAGAAUGGUCUGUUCAAAUUGGCCGAAAGCAAACCAGCGUCGGAUCUUUCUGGAUCCACCAGUUUUCCAGUUGACAUUGUUGCAGUCCAUGGCCUUAACGGGGAUGCCUUCUCAACAUGGACCCAUAAACCAACCGGCAUUCUGUGGCUUCGGGAUCUUCUUCCUAGUUAUUUACCUGGAUGUCGCGUUUACACUUAUGGCUACCCAUCCAAGAUAUUCUCUCAGUCGUCGGAACGUGUUCAGGAGUAUGCCCUGAACCUUCUAAUCUCGCUGAGGGACAUCCGCGAGGAUUCGGAAAAUGCAAAACGCUCUGUCGUCUUCAUAUGCCACAGCCUCGGUGGUAUUGUAUUUAAACAGGCACUUGUGACUGCUCAUCAAGAUAACCACUUAUAUGGUGAGGUGUUGAACUCAAUCAUAGGUGUCGUGUUUCUAGGGACUCCCCACCGUGGCAGCACUGCUGCAAAUCUUGGCAGCGUUUGCGGUGCAAUUGUCAACAUGUUUUGGUCUACCGCGUCUGCCGGAGUUGGGCCUCGAACAGUGAGGACGGAUCUCCUAAACAAUUUGAUCUACGACUCAGAUGCGCUUCAAGACUUGGCCAUGUCGGCACGUGUUCGUCUCGGAAGCAUCUCUGUAGUUUCGUGUUUCGAGACCGAGCCAACCCCUCCGCUGUCUUCUUUAAUCGUGAGCAGAGCAUCUGCCACACUAUCACUCCCUAAUGAGGAACCUAUUCCCAUGUCCGAGGAUCAUAAGACAAUCUGUCGGUUCUCUGGCGAAACAGAAAGCUAUCUCAAGGUAGCAAGAGCCAUUCGAAGAAUUGUCUUGCAGUCAUCGAAUAGUGGUCCGGCACUCAAGCGUGUUAGCACUCAUUCGUCUACUCUUGUUCUCAGUGACUUGGAAAGAACUUGUAUGACUCUUCUCAACGACCAUGAUGUCACAAAAGACGUGGAACCGCCCCCCAAACCAGUGCCCGGGACAUGCCAGUGGAUUCGCGGCCAUCAGUUGUUCAUCGCAUGGCUUGGAAAGAGCAGCAACGCUCUCCUCUGGCUAACAGGACAUCCAGGCUGCGGAAAGACGAUGCUGUCUUACUCAUUGGCCCAAUACUUUGAGGAUGCCCGUGCCAAGUCCAGCAACGUUCUGAUCUACUUGUGCCAAAAUAAGAAUAAGCGGACAGACGGCAGAGCAGUGCUUAUUGGUCUUAUUCUCCAAAUUAUUGAUCGCCAUCGCUCACUAAUUCGUCAUAUCCGCGCCGCCUUCGAGAAGCAAGGGUCAAGUAUCGUUCAAUCUUUCGCCUCGCUCUGGCGCAUCUUUCUCAAAGUAACCACGGAUCCAAAAAUAGGGCCCAUCUAUGUUAUUCUGGAUGCCCUGGACGAAUGCGAGAAGGUUUCGUGUCACCAGUUGCUCAUCUCGAUAGCUGAAAUGCUCGCCGAACCACCUCAGUCGAUUAAGGGCGAUAGUCAUAUCAAGUUUCUCGUUACCAGCCGUCCAUUUCUCUAUCAAUCUUAUGCGAACAGCCAGAAGGCCCUCCAGUCUCAGAUCUCAAUUGAUGACGAUCAAACAGGCUACACCGAGGACCUCCAGACUUUUAUACAGCAGCGCAUCCAUGAGAUCUCUCUCAACAGACAAUUCUCAAGUGAGAUCAAAGACUUUUUAUGCCAAGCCAUAACUUCCAAAGCUGAUAGAACGUUUCUGUGGAUUCAUAUGGUUCUCGCUUCAAUCGAAAAGAGUCUUCUUACUUCAAGAAAAGAGUUCCAGAAGAUCAUUGCAGGUAUUCCAGAGGGCCUCGCCGAGAUAUACCAUCGAUAUAUUUCUGCUAUUCCUGAGGAUCAUGUAGAGGAUGCGUCGAAAUUACUCAACCUCCUGUUGGCAUGCUCAAGACCUCUAUCCCUGAACGAGCUCAACAUCGCUUUUACAAUGGAACCUCAACAUACUACUGCUGAGGACAUCAUGCAGGAUACCCAUAACUCCAUCGCUCAUACUGUGCAGGGCAUCUUAGGUUCACUGGCCAGAGUUACUGGACAACAAGUUUUUUUAGUUCACCAAUCGUUGAAGGAAUUUCUCCUAGAGCAGGACCCUGAGAAAGCGAAAGACUCUUCUACUAUCCGUCUCGUAAACGCCCAAAAAUCCGCUCUCCAGUUGGCAACUGUUUGUAUACAAUACCUUCUUCUUGAUGAUUUCGCGAUUAACUUCUUUCCGACAUGCGACUCGCCAACUACCGCUGCUGCAGAAGACACGGAUUUUUUGGUUGAACUGCCGAUGGGGGAUUUCAAAGGGGACUUUUGGGAACAAGGAGAUCUCGAUCUCGAAUCUGACGUGCUGUUUCGGGAGCCAGAUGCACAGCAUCCCAAUAUCUGCGACACUGUGGUCUCAGACUACCCUUUUUACACAUACGCGUGUCUACACUGGGCAGAGCACUUCUCUAUGUGCGAAGAGAGUGCGCCUGAUGACCUCCAAGAUGCUGCCAAGUCACUUCUAGACAACAACACAGCGAAUUGCCGAAACUGGCUAAGCUUCUACGGCGUGCGAGCUUCAACGUUGAUAGAAGGUGACCUCGCUGAUUUGGAUCCUCUUAUUGUCGCAUCGCAAUUCAAUUUGUCUACAGCACUGGAUGAUAUAAUACGUGCGAAUGGACCUGACCAAGAUACAAUGAACCAGAGCCUUUACUGGGCAUCGCGACUUGGCCAUCAUCGCAUUGUGCCUUCUCUUCUUGCUGCUGGCGCCGAUCCUAAUGCUAGGCUUAUUGAGGGGCAGACAGCGCUUACAGUUGCGUCUGAGCAUGGUAGAAUAUCAUGCGUCAAGGCUUUACUAGUAGACAUUCGAACCAACGUAAACGAGCCAGGGAGGGCAGGGAGGACUGCUCUGUCGUUUGCAUGUGGGGUCGGGCAUGACGGUAUCGUCAAGGAACUUCUGAAACAAAGGCUCUGCAACGCUGGUCAGCCUGACAACGCAGGAGCCACAUCUUUCAUCUGGGCUGUUGGUGGAGGCCAUCACUCGAUCAUGUCAACUCUAGCAAGGCUUCACAGUAUUAACAUCAACCACAUGGACAAGACUGGGCGCACAGCAGUAUCAUGGGCUGCUGGGGAUGAUAUGGCUGACACUCUGAUCAGACUACUGAAGCUGCCUGGUAUCAAUAUCAAUGCCAAAGACAACAAGGGGAGAUCUCCUCUCUCAUGGGCAGCUGGCAAUGGCUGUGUUGGGGUUAUUGAGGUCCUUCUGGCGCACCCAAAACUCGACAAGGCGAGCAUCGAUAAUGACAAGCGAAACGCGAUAUCUUGGGCAAGUGCCCGCGGCCACUAUGAAGUUCUUGUUAAGCUACUCAAAGCAGGCUGUCCAGGAGUUGACGCCGAAGACAUCGAUACUUGGACGCCGCUGGCAUGGGCUAUCCAAACCGACUCACCCGAUACAGUCCAAGCUCUUGUCAGCGAUGGAAAAGUUCAACUUGAACGACCUGAUGGCGGUGGAAGAACUGCGUUGUCAUGGGCUGUGGAGUAUGGGCAUGUAGAGGUUGUCAAGGUACUCCUACGGGCAGGUGCGGACCCUUGUACGAAAGAUGUCAGGGGGAAAACUCCGUCGAUGAUUGCCAAAGAAUUUGUGAGAGAUAAUAUUUUGAGGGAGCUUGAGGCAUAUGGAGCGUAUUGA
Fusarium proliferatum ET1 is the source of this 3765-nucleotide messenger RNA. RefSeq lists its product as uncharacterized. Gene Ontology annotation, molecular function: protein binding. The record is from RefSeq and is a predicted model, not a curated record. Lineage: Eukaryota; Fungi; Ascomycota; Sordariomycetes; Hypocreales; Nectriaceae. The coding region runs from base 1 to 3765 and encodes 1254 amino acids. The transcript is spliced from 5 exons.